CUGCGGCCGCCCCUCGCCGCGCUGGGCCGGGGGCCGCGCUCCCGCUCGGGCCGUUGCGGCGGUCGCGACACGUGGCCCCGCCGGCGGCAUGGCCGCGGCGGCCGAGGCGGCGGGCGGCGGCAGCAGCCGCCACGAGAAGAGCCUGGGGCUGCUCACCACCAAGUUCGUGUCGCUGCUGCAGGAGGCCAAGGACGGCGUGCUGGACCUCAAAGCGGCUGCUGAUACGCUUGCUGUGAGGCAGAAGAGAAGGAUCUAUGAUAUCACCAAUGUUCUGGAGGGCAUUGAUCUCAUUGAGAAGAAGUCAAAAAACAGCAUUCAGUGGAAAGGAGUAGGUGCUGGCUGCAAUACAAAAGAAGUCGUAGACAGGCUGAGGUAUCUGGAAGCUGAAAUUGAAGACUUAGAGCUAAAAGAAAAAGAAUUGGAUCAGCAGAAACUGUGGCUUCAGCAAAGUAUCAAGAACGUCAUGGAUGACUCUACAAACCACCAAUUUUCUUAUGUCACCCAUGAAGAUAUCUGCAACUGUUUCAAUGGAGAUACACUUCUAGCAAUUCAAGCACCUUGUGGUACGCAGUUAGAAGUACCUAGACCUGAAAUGGGACAGAACGGACAGAAGAAAUACCAGAUCAAUCUUAAAAGUAAUUCAGGACCUAUCCAUGUGCUGCUUAUAAAUAAGGAAUCGAGCUCCUCCAAGCCCACGGUGUUUCCGGUUCCUCCACCCGAUGACCUUGCACAGCCCCCAUCUCAGCCUGCAGCUCCAGUAACUCCACUUAAACCAGCUGCAGCUCCUCCAGAUCCCCCAGAACAACACGACCCGAGCCAAGGACAGGAGUUACCCCAAACAGCAGCUGCGGACACACCAUCAGAUGGCAGUGCCCAGCGGGACAGUACAGCCCCCGCAGCUCCCUACUCCAGCCUUCCGGAGCCAGAGCUGUACCCCAGCCUGUCUGGAGACAGUGCCCAAGCCUCAGCCAGCUCCAGUGACUACCAGAGCUUGCUGCCUCUGGAUGUCAGCUGUAUUCUCAAGCCAAACUCAUUUGACAUUGCAAAGAUGGAGGAGCCUGCAGGAAAUAUCAGUGGAGAUAUUAUUGAUGAACUCAUGUCUUCUGAUGUUUUUCCUCUCUUACGACUCUCUCCUACUCCCGGAGAUGACUACAACUUUAACCUGGAUGAUAAUGAAGGAGUCUGUGAUCUCUUUGAUGUGCAGAUACUAAAUUAUUAGAUAUUGUGUCAACCAGACUACUUAUCUACCUCUAACUGUAACAUUCUAGACUUCUUCAUAACCUAAGUAUUUGAAUAAUGAAUGUAUAACUUCUUAGUUCACUGACUCUGGGAGUAUAUUUCCUUUUGCUUCCUUUAACUACUUCACAAAAAAUUCAAGAACAAGAAAAAAAGGGCUCUUAUCAAAAAUUCUGGCACUUUUUCACCUGAGUGUUCUUCUGUCUAAGCCAAUUGUCUGGAGCUUUCUUUAGUAAGAAAAGUGAAAAUAUUUUAUAUAGCCUUUUGAUCAUUUUUAAAAAAAUGAUUAGGCUUCUUGCUCACAAUUAACAGCAUUUUCUUUGAAGCUUUACUGCCAAGAAGCUUUCUAUAUUCUUCCCUAAUUUUUCAAACAAUUUUGAAGCUUUCACUGCCAAGCUGAAAAGUGAAGGGUAUCAACUUGAGUUAUGCUAAAUUUCAGUGAACCAAUUUUGUGAAGUGCCUUCUGUUUUAGCACUUUAAGUUUCUCACACUGACUUCUGACAUUCCACUUUCCUAGAUGAUAGGAAAGGUCUGUUUGUAGUUUGUAUUAAAGUGUGCCAAUACUUGUAUAUUAACAAGAUUUUUUUAAUAAAACUGUGCAAACAAAGCCA
Messenger RNA from Oenanthe melanoleuca, 1847 nucleotides. RefSeq names its product E2F transcription factor 5 (gene E2F5). Gene Ontology annotation, molecular function: RNA polymerase II cis-regulatory region sequence-specific DNA binding; DNA-binding transcription factor activity, RNA polymerase II-specific; protein dimerization activity. The coding region runs from base 89 to 1219 and encodes 376 amino acids. The transcript is spliced from 9 exons. Gene Ontology annotation, biological process: regulation of transcription by RNA polymerase II. The record is from RefSeq and is a predicted model, not a curated record. Gene Ontology annotation, cellular component: RNA polymerase II transcription regulator complex. NCBI's taxonomy places the organism in Eukaryota, Metazoa, Chordata, Aves, Passeriformes, Muscicapidae.